Messenger RNA from Melampsora larici-populina 98AG31, 2484 nucleotides. RefSeq lists its product as uncharacterized. The record is from RefSeq and is a predicted model, not a curated record. The transcript is spliced from 7 exons. The coding region runs from base 1 to 2484 and encodes 827 amino acids. Lineage: Eukaryota; Fungi; Basidiomycota; Pucciniomycetes; Pucciniales; Melampsoraceae.
AUGGAAGGAACCUCAGCUGAUCCAGGUACCAACAGUGGGGGGACCAACAGUGGGCCUGCAGUGCCUGAAAGAGAUCCUAUCAUGGAUCAACUUGAUAAUCAUCCAGAGGAAGAGCCUGGACUUAAUUUCGAGCAAGCUGUUGCUAUUCAGAUUGCCAAGGAGAGGGAAGCCAAGCGUCAACAACAACAGCGCAAAACUGAAGCUGAGGAAAUGCGUGCCCGAAAAGAGCCCACAGAUAGUCUCAAGCUUGUAGGCCUGACCUCUGCUGUUCAAGAGUGGGCUAGGGCUUUACUUGGUCUUCCUCGUCAAUCCAGCACCCGGUCAUCUCCCAACAUUUCAGCUGCUGUCCUCCUUGCACGCCACCUUCCUGACGAACCAACUCCUGAAGAGGUUGAACAGUGGGCCAACUAUUCUGACACAAGGACGAAAUAUCUAGAUGUCAACAUUCAACAAAAGAUGGACGAGCGCUUCAAAAAUAACCCCUCAGCAAAUGAAUCUGUCAAGCAUCAAAUGAGGAUGAUCGUGUCAAAAGAAGCUGUUCUCAUGUUUAACCAAGCUUUUCCCCCUCCUAAAUUUAUCUCCCGAGUAGCCCAUGCUACGGCGUCGAUUACCACCUACGAUGCCACUCGCUUAGGAUGUGCUGAAGCUAAAUUUGCUGGCUGUGGCUUCUCUCGCAUCACUUUCCAAUGGACGACUCCUCCUAAAACUCCUUGGAACAUGGCUAUGUUAGACAACUUAAUUACUAGCUGGUUAGAUUGUUACAAUGCUCAAGGUGUACCUUCUGGAUUCCCAAUCGACAGCAGCCUUAAUAUUCCCCUCGAAACUAGCGAAAUACUUUCACGCUGGGUCUCAAAUAAGCGCAGAGUCUUCCGAGAUGAGGCAAAGGAAAGGAAGUUGGUGUCUACAGAAGGAGGAAGUGACAAGCUUGUCCGCCAAAAACUUACGGAGAGGGAGAAAACCGCUUUGAAAGCCAUUAGGAAGAAGCUUUGUGAAAAACGGGCUGCAGCAGUAGAGCCCUACUUUCGUCACUUCACAGGUCCACUCAAAGUCCUGCUAAACUCUCAAGAGGUUCAUUCUGAGACUGAAAUGGACCCAGAGAAGCCUGGGAAGUUCAGGAAGGUCAAGCUCAACUGGCGGACCCCCCAGCUUGAUGAAUUGAUCAAACUGGCUGAUGAUGCAGCUCCCAAAAGGGAGAGCACCAAAAAACAAAAGGAUCGACUGAAAGAAUUUUUCCAGUCCAGAGGAGAAUAUUCGCCAAAUGUUCCUGAUCCAGAAGAUCAACUUCCUCCCAAGACUCUUCCCAGAUGCCUCAUCAAGCCAGAAAUACUCACUGAAGGAAUAGAUGAGAUUACAAUUGACAGUUUGGAGUUGUCAGACACCACAAUUUCACAAUCUGUGACAGCCAUACAUGAGACUUUACCUUUUAAGGGGUUACUUUGUGGAGAAUCCACGUCCACAUCACAAAACUCUGCCCCAGCUUGGCCCAAUGGUGCUGCACCAAAAGGUCGCAAGGCCAAAAACCGCUCAUUCGCCAAGAUACUUCCAAAGUCAAAUUCCCCCACCUGUAAAUCUUUUGCCGAGUUCACACGUUACCUGCUUGGCCACACGAGGAAUCACCCACAUUUCCCCAACCCGCCAACUGAUGAUCAGCUGAUGUCACUCACACCUCUAACAAAGGAAGACAUCCUGACUGACAACUCAGUCUUCAUUAACUACAGCUCCAACAAUCACCCAAAUCCAUUGGACUGGAGUGUUUUCAAGGAUCUUCUGGCCACUGAUAUGGCCAACAAACAAAUCCAAGGACCUUUUACUUUUGAUUGGGAAGCUCAGGGAGGUGAAGACGCUGCAUGGAAUCAAGUGAUGAUUUUUUUCACCGUGAAGCAUUGGAUGUUUGCCAGGAGGGCAUCUGCUUUUCAAAAGUUUGGACUGGAUGUCGAAUGGGAGAAGGAAGUUAUCUAUAUUGGUAUUGUUACUCGAUGGGUCAUUGGGCGAAUUGAAGACUGGAAGAAUGAGUUUGCCUCUCCGGAAAAGAUUGCACAGCGGGAGCGCAGUAGGAAGCGACAAGAUCUCUUUAUAUACCGUAAAUCCACUGUCAAACAAUUCCUCAAAGACUUUAUAGAUCUCCUGCCAGAAGCAGCAUGUUGCUCUGAUACUGAGGAUGAUUCUCUUGGUCAACAGCGCUCAAUUCAGCCUGAAUGGCGCAGUGCCAAGUAUGGAGAGUGGCUUCAUAAGAUAGAUGUACUUUCAUACAAUCAUCAAGCCACCGUGAAGUUGAGGACUGAAGCAGCUAGGCGAUUUGAUACUCGACGUGAAGCCGGCAACAAGAUCAAUCCUUUGGCCAAAGUAUGUGGUAAUCUUCCAGCGAACUGCUAUGAUGGUGGGUUCUUGAGGGAAUGUGGUGACCUGGAAAAAUUGAGAUUGGGGGUUACAAACAACACUUCACAUCUUGAUGAUGCACUGCAGGCUAUUGCUAGAUUGUUGUGA